This is a messenger RNA of Vigna radiata var. radiata (mung bean), 904 nucleotides long. RefSeq lists its product as uncharacterized. Bases 269 to 700 code for a protein of 143 amino acids. The transcript is spliced from 5 exons. Lineage: Eukaryota; Viridiplantae; Streptophyta; Magnoliopsida; Fabales; Fabaceae. The record is from RefSeq and is a predicted model, not a curated record.
AAACAAAAAUACAGAACUUGUAAUUCCCUCCCGUGUGGCUAUUCCAAUCCCUCAAUCAACGACUCCAAAUCCCCAACCUGUGCCGCGUUGCGUGACGGCUGGUCGCAACUCCGCCGUGCGGNGUGUCCUCUUCUCUGGGUUAGGUGUUGUUGGAUAACAAGUUAUUGGCAAACCAAUUGAAGAGGCNACAGGGGUAGAAGAAUUCUCCAUCGAGAGUCAAUUUCCAUAUUUCAGUCUUGAGGCAAGACUGAUUCUCAAGAAAGAGGCAAUGGCACAAGAGCUUGAAAUGAGUGUCAUAGAAACAUCCAAGAAAACUGGUGCUCCCCAAAUUGUUAAGUUGGACAAGGCAUUGAAAUUGGCUGAGUCAUGGGUAAAUAAUAUGAGUAAAGAUGUUGAUGAUCAUAGAAUAAAUGCGGAUUUAGAGGGUAGACCUUCCGGGCUUGGUCUAGGUGCAAAAGUUUCACGGCGAUCAAAAUUUGUACCUUCCGAUGACCCUGUUGAAAAGAAGUUGUAUGCCAAAUUGACUGCAGAAAAAAGAAAAGCGGCCAACAUUGCUAAGGAGUCUGCAACAACUGCGAGAGAUGAUUUAGAUAACGAUGAAGACAGCGAGGACUUGGAUAGCAGAACUAAUGCGUUUGUUAAGAGGAAGGCAACGGCACCUUUGAUCUCAUCUAUAUUGCAAAAAAAGAAGCAGAAGUGACAUUUGCUGAUGAGUUCUUUUUUACUGCAAGGCUGUAAAGUAUCACAUUUUGCAUUUGCCUUGUUGGAAUUUUGGCUUAAUAUACAUUUUUUCUGAUUGACAUUUUAACAUUUUAGCACAUACUUUUACGUGUAAUUGAUACUAAUUUCAAUGAAGAAUUGGUGUCGUUUGUCGGGGAACACGUACUUGUGUAUGCCCAAUUUA